UAACACAUCACCCCACCCACCCAACAAAAACAUCAUCAAACCCAUAAAAUAAUACACAAAGCUAAAGACACAAACUUUUGUUUAUUUCUGCACAAAAAGAGAAACAAAAUUUCUUGAAAAUUCCUCUUUCAUGUCAGACUGAACAAUUUUCUGACAGUCUUUGUUUUCCAUCAAGUUUCAAACUUUCAUCAUGAAACCAACCAAACUUGAAGUGGGUUUGUUCCAUCAUCAUCUUGAUCCCAUCAACGAAUCUCAGCCGUUGAUUUCAAUGCCGGAAUCCCCAUCUCCGGCCCUUCACUUUACCUUACCACCCUUAUCGGAAUUCAACCUUUUUCACGACGACGAUGAUGAUUCCGGCAGCCCCACUUCCUCCGAUGCCGACGCCGGUCCUUCGGUGACUCAAACUUCCGGUGACCCACCAAACCCUAGAAACCCUAAACCCCAAUUUAUCAAUCCUGACCCAUAUAUAUCAUCCCAGUAUUAUACAUUCAAUAACGAAUCACAUUCUUUGAUGAUUCGAUGUAUUUUGGACCGCCGGCUCGCGAACCCAGAUGAGAUUAGGGAGGCUACGCCGCCCCCUGUGCUUGCGAGCUGGCGGUCCGUUUGGAAGGACCGGAACGAAGAAACGGCCUUUUUGACAGGGUGGAAACGGAUUCAGGACAAACUUACUGUCCACAAAGGACACGAUGGUAAUGUGUUUUUGUGUUUUAAGAAUAAUAAUAAUAAUAAUAGUAAUUCGAAUUCGAGUAGUCAAUUUGUUUCGUAUAUUAGUCAAUGGCAAGAUAUUGUUAUGAGUUUUCAUGGUGAUGCUGAUUUGAAACAUUUAGGAUUGAAAGAAACUAUUGAUAGGAUUAAGAAAGUUUGGACCGUAGGUGGUAAGUUAUAUGGGAUUCCUGAAUCGUAUAUCCGGGCUUGUGUUGCUGCUUGUUCUGUUUGUAAUGAUUCUAAUGGGUCGGGUUUAGGGAGGUCAAAAAGACGUAGGUUUGAGUAUACCGAUACAUUUGAUGUCCCUGCGAAAGAUGUGCCUAGUAAGUUGCGGCAGUUGGCUGCUAAACAUAAGGUUGUGUUGUGUAUUAGGCAGAAGUAUAUUAGAUAUAAGCCGUUUAUGGCUGAGGUUAAGGAUUAUGCUUGUCAUCGAGCAGGGGAACCAAAAAAAGCAAAGAUUUUGAAAAGGGAACCUUAUGCAUCGAAGAGAUGUGGGUGUAGGUUUAGGAUAAGGGCGAUUCUGCCAAUCGUUAAUUAUAAUGAGAAAGAUAAAAGUUUUGUUUAUCAAGAAGAGGGGAUGGCGGUGUUUAAGUUGUAUGCUGUGCAUACGGGUCAUGAACCUGGGCCAUUGGAUGGGAAUGCGAGGAUUAUGCAUAGAGUUGUUGGGUAUAAAGGCGGGUACUUGAUGGAUGAAGAUAUAGUUUAUGGAACGAGUGAUGAAGUUGAUAAUGAUAACUUUGUUGGGAAUGAUGAGGGGGAUAUGCAGCAUUCGGUUUUGCGACAAAUAAAAGAACUGAAGCAUGAAGUUGGGCUUCUUGAAGGGAAAAUUGGGAAAAUUCAACCUGAGCUAUUGAGCUCAGUGUCUCAAGAGCUACAUGACCUCAUCAAUAAAGUUAGAAGUGUAGGAGAAUGUGGGUCAAAAUCAGGGGGGAUGAUCUUGGAGAAUGAGUUAGUGGAUUGGGGCGGUGGUCAAAAUGCUGAUUUGAUUGAAGAUAACGAUGACAGUUUUGAACGGACAUUUGGAGAUGUUGGUUCAUGGGAUCAAAUCGGCGUUCAUUGCGGGAAUGAGAAAGAUCUUGUGGAUGACACUUGUAAACCUGGAAAAUGGUUGAAAUGUAAUGAAUUUAACAAAAAUAGUAUAAUCGAUUACGAAGAUUCAAAACUAAUAAAGCCUGUGAGGAAUGACGAAACAGAGACAGAUAGCCUUGUUGAUUUGGAGGUUGACAAUUUUUACCCUGAUAAUCCUAAAUGGUAUGAUUCCCCUUGUGGUCUAGACCCAGGAAUGGAUUGUGACAGCAAUGGGUUCAGACAUGAGGAGAUUGUGUAGAUUACUAAUUUGAUUUAUAUUAGGUGUAUAUUUGUGUACACAGAAGAAUGAUCUGGUAAAGUAUAGCCAUUGUCAAUGGCUUCUUUGCACAUACUUCUAUAAUCUUUGUGACUAUGUCAGUCGUGUUGUGAACUGAUAAAUGUAGGACUUCAUUUUAGUACAUCAAUGAAAUUAUGAUUCUCUCCA
Molecule: messenger RNA, 2218 nt
Organism: Erigeron canadensis
Lineage: Eukaryota; Viridiplantae; Streptophyta; Magnoliopsida; Asterales; Asteraceae
Exons: 1
Coding region: 191-2032 (613 amino acids)
Source: RefSeq, a predicted model, not a curated record